CCAGAAGAAGUCCACUGCCUCUGGGAAUCCAACAGAGAUGGAAACUGACAGCAAGGGUAACAAGUCUUCACCUGUAGAGCAGAAGAGAGACUCAACCCAGGAUGAAGACAGUGACCUAGAUGAGGGAAGUAGCGAGGAACAAGAGACAGCAGAAGUGCCAAAGUUAGAAGAUUUAGAUGUAAACAAGUGUACAGAGCCGCAAAAGCUGUUCAACAUUGCCAAUGAACUGCUUCAUACAGAAGAGGCUUAUGUUAAAAGACUGCAUCUACUGGACCAGGUGUUUUGCACUAAAUUGUCAGAAGCAGGUGUUCCAGCUGAAGUGAUAACUGGCAUCUUUUCAAAUAUUUCCUCCAUCUAUUGCUUCCAUGGACAAUUUCUCCUGCCUGAGCUCCAAAAAAGAAUUACACAAGAGUGGAAUGCAACCCCACGGCUGGGAGACAUCCUUCAAAAACUGGCUCCCUUUCUGAAGAUGUAUGGAGAAUAUGUAAAGAACUUUGACAGAGCAAUGGACAUGGUGAACACAUGGAUGCAGCGAUCAUCUCCAUUUAAAGACGUUGUUCAAAAUGUACAGAAACAGGAUGUGUGUGGGAACCUGACAUUGCAGCAUCACAUGCUUGAGCCUGUGCAGAGAAUUCCUCGCUAUGAGCUUCUUCUAAAGGAUUAUCUAAAGAAACUUCCAGAAGAGUCUCCAGACAGGAAGGAUGCUGAAAAAUCGCUGGAGCUCAUUUCUACAGCAGCAAACCAUUCAAAUGCAGCCAUCCGAAAGAUGGAAAAGAUGCACAAGCUGUUAGAAGUAUAUGAGCGACUUGGGGGUGAAGAGGAUAUCGUUAACCCAGCCAAUGAACUCAUUAAAGAAGGCCAUAUCCAGAAACUCUCAGCUAAGAACGGCACAGCUCAGGAUAGGUACUUGUAUCUGUUUAACAGCAUGGUGUUAUACUGUGUGCCAAAACUGAGGCUGAUAGGCCAGAAGUUCAGUGUUCGAGAAAAGAUGGACAUUGCGGGCUUGCAGGUCCAGGAAAUUGUCAAGCAAAAUGUGACUCAUACAUUUUCGAUCACAGGAAAAAAGAGAUCCUUGGAACUCCAAGCUAGGACAGAAGAGGAGAAGAGAGAAUGGAUUCAGGUCAUUCAAGCAACAAUUGAAAAACAUAAACAGAACAGUGAAACAUUUAGGGCUUUUAAUAGCUCCUUUUCUCAAGAAGAUGAGCAUCUUCCAGACUCUUCGAUAGUAAGCACCAGCUCUGUAGAAUCUAUGCCAGGAGCAGAUGGCAUCAGUGGAUCUGGAGGGUUACACCCUAAAAAAUCAUCUUCUAAAACCAAGCGAGACAAGGAAAAGCAAGCUUGCAAAAGCUGCAACGAAAGCUUUAACUCCAUCACUAAAAGGCGGCACCAUUGCAAACAAUGUGGGGCAGUUAUUUGUGCAAAAUGCUCUGAAUUUAAGCCACUUGCAGAUAACAGCCGUCACAAUCGAGUGUGUAAAGACUGUUUUCUGCUAUCAUCAGCAGUCCCGUGCAAUACAGGAGCUGAAUCUAUGGGAGAACAAAAGAAAAAAACUGCAGUCGAGAAACCAAACUUUUUGGCCGCUGAAAACAGCCUUUUCAGCAGCCGCCUCCUGUUCCUAGACAAAGGGAAGACUUGGUGCAAAAUGUGUGUCACCAUCCCCAAGACUGAACCUCUUGUCUUGUAUCUGCAUGGAGGAAGUCAGGAUGGGCAGGCUCCACGUGCUAUACCUCUGCCUGGAUACGCAGUCAGUUUACCAAGUUCUGGUGAGAAGUUUGAAGUGAAACACGUUUUUAAGCUUUGCCAAUCCCAGCAAACUAUAUAUUUCAGUGCAGAGGAUGAAGAACAGCAAGCAAAAUGGAUGGAAAUUCUCACCAAAGCGGCUAAAGGGGAGACUGAAGAUCUAGCUGAAGAAAUCGGUCACCUGUAGAGCAAGCUCCAUUUAGUUUCUUUAGUACAUG
This is a messenger RNA of Emys orbicularis (European pond turtle), 1958 nucleotides long. RefSeq names its product FYVE, RhoGEF and PH domain containing 3 (gene FGD3). Gene Ontology annotation, molecular function: guanyl-nucleotide exchange factor activity; metal ion binding. The coding region runs from base 38 to 1927 and encodes 629 amino acids. The record is from RefSeq and is a predicted model, not a curated record. Gene Ontology annotation, cellular component: cytoplasm. Gene Ontology annotation, biological process: cytoskeleton organization; filopodium assembly. The transcript has 17 exons. Lineage: Eukaryota; Metazoa; Chordata; Testudines; Emydidae.